Asparagus officinalis (garden asparagus) is the source of this 830-nucleotide messenger RNA. Its product is annotated as transcriptional regulator SUPERMAN-like. The transcript has a single exon. Lineage: Eukaryota; Viridiplantae; Streptophyta; Magnoliopsida; Asparagales; Asparagaceae. Bases 19 to 597 code for a protein of 192 amino acids. The record is from RefSeq and is a predicted model, not a curated record.
UUAGUUGAGGAAAAAUCUAUGGAGAGAUAUGGGAGAAGUUUCAGAGAUCAGCCAGCUUUUAGUGGUGGGUUCUCUUGGCCACCACGAUCCUACACUUGUAGCUUCUGCAAGAGGGAGUUUAAGUCAGCUCAGGCUCUUGGGGGCCACAUGAAUGUGCAUAGAAGGGAUAGAGCCAGGCUUAGACAAUCUCCUCCUUUGUUGGAUCCCCCUCUUUCUAACCCUAACCCUAGCCCAAACCCUAACUCUUACCCUAGCCCUAAUCCUUUGCCAAACCUUAAUUUUUCACCACCACCACCACCACCAAUUUGUACUAGUGCUAGUGCAAACAAGAUCAGGCCAAUGACUUAUACAUUCCCUUCUCUAUUGUCUCCUCGCACUCGUUGCGAUGCAAUGACAACUAAGGCUUCAUCAGCUACUAUUGUGCCUUCGCCUUUUCGUUUGAGAUGCGAUGAGCUGAAGAAUACAAGAGAAGUGAAGGCCAUAUGCUUCAUGGGAGAUGAAAAGAUUGUUAUGGCAAGGAGCAAGAGAGAGGCAUCAGGGUUCGAUGUGGAGGUUGAAGAGGGUUUGGAUUUAGAGCUUAGACUUGGGUACUCUUAGAUGUUUAUCAUUGACGAUUAGUGAAGCUAUGUCGGGAUAAUUUGCUAACUUAUUUGUCUUCCUGAUCUUUAGGGAUUGAAUCUUUGUUUUGAUAUUAUCUUGCACUAAUAUUGUUAGUUGUGAUUCUAUUUCGUUUAGUAAAAAUAUGAUUUAUGUACCUAGUUGAAUUGUUUAGAGUUUAGAAAUGGUUAGUGGAUGGAAGAGUAUGUUUGAUUGUUCCGUUGCGGACAAAG